GUUGGCGAGACAGGCUCCGGUUCCACAGAUCCGCCUCCCGCUUUUAACGAUGACCACAUCCGUCCCUGGGAAAAAAGGCCGAGCAAACUCUCAUGCCCACACAGCUACAACACAAGGACACGAUGGAGCUUUUGGAGGAGGACCUCACGUGCCCAAUCUGCUGCUGUCUGUUCGAGGACCCGCGCGUUCUGCCCUGCUCUCACAGCUUCUGCAAGAAGUGUCUGGAGGGUAUCCUGGACGGUAACCGGAGCCCUGUAUGGAGACCACCGUUCAAAUGUCCGACCUGUCGGAAGGAGACUGUCCACAACGGCAUCGCGAGCCUGCAAGUCAAUUACUCUUUACGCGGCAUCGUGGAGAAGUACAACAGGAUUCGAGUGAUGCCGAGGAUGUCUCUGUGCAGAGUUCACAGCGGGCAGCCGCUCAACAUCUUCUGCGCUACGGAUCUGAAGCUCAUCUGUGGCUUUUGCGCCACGACAGGUGAUCAUAAAGGGCACAAGUUUUGCGCACUAGAGGAGGCGUACGAACGGGAGAAGCUCGCGUUUGAGGAGUUGUUUCGCGUCGUGGAGGGCUGGAAGGACGCGGAGGUGCAUUCGUGCCUGAAAUCGUUAGAGGGUGCAAAGAAGAAAGCGCUGGAGAGGGUCUCGCGGGAUGCGGAUCGAGUCUCCGAAUACUUUGACAAACUUCUGCGCACGCUGGAGCACAAACGGAGCGAAAUCCUUUCGGAUUUGGAGACUCUGAAGCUGGCAGUCAUGCAGACCUUUGACCCCGAGAUCAACCGGCUGCGCUCAGCGCUCGAGGAGCAGCGGCGCGCGCUCAACAUCGCCGAAUCCUUCCGUUCGCUCUCGGACCCGCUUACUUUCCUCCAGCAGAUGCAGGACUUCAGAGAAAAGCUGCGCGUCAUUCAGGAAACACCACUGCCGUCCCGCACUGACAUGGACGUGAGUUUGUCUUCCUUGCAGAGCUUUGAUGUGAAGGAAUGGGACCGGGUCCGUCUUGGACAGUUGGACAAACUUUGCUCACCCUACGAGAGCAGCGCGUACCUGUCAUCUCUGCCCCCGACUGCCGCUCCGCGCUUCACCCGCGUGAUGUGGAGAGUUGUCCUGGUUGUGUGUGCGUGCCUACCCGCGCUGAACUUUCUUCCGUCGGACUGUCUCGCUCUGAGCUUCCAGGAUAAAGUGGUCGCACUCGGCGGCUUUUCUUUGCCCAGUCCUGGAGAGAUUGUGCGCUGGCUCGGAUUCUGCUGGAAAGAAGCGGCCGCGAUCUGCACACUACUGACCGAGCUGUGUCGGAACUUUAUCUUGGACCUGAUAAAUACAACAUCAGAUUUCAUCAGCUGAUUUUGUUACUCCAUUCAUUAGGUACUUUUUAAAAACAAAUGUACUUUAAUGUGCCAACCUUGAAUAUCCUGUCGAAUUUUGUAGCAUUGGGAAUUUUAGUGUUUGUCUGUUUUUAAAUUUGUAACAAUCCGUGGGCUAUUAAAUUGCACAUUUUCUGUUGCCAUUAAUUACAAAAAGAAAAAAAGUGGAUGGAUCAUCUUUAAUGAGAGAACACUCCCAUAAUUAAAAUGCAUUGUUACAAAACUAGAUAAUCUCCGCAAUUUUCCCUCAAAUAUAAGCAUUUUAAUUAUAUUUUUGCUCAUUGCAGUUUAGAAAAUACGGCUGUUAAGUAAAAUUAACUAAAACACAAUGAAUUUAACACGAACACUGAUUCCUGUUGUGCAUUGAUAUCUUUUAUCUACCUUUGAGCGAGUUAUCAGGAUACUCAAGGUUAAACGUUACGUAACCCAAUGUCAGACUCACAACAGGACAGUGAAUUCGGUCCUUAAGAGAAUCACUUCUGAAUCCUCAAAUAAAUUAUAACUGAGAAGGAACUUGCAUUCGUUGUACAUUACAAUUAUAUUAAUGUUGCGUACCUAAACUUUUGUGUCGGUACAAAACAUUUCAAAGCUCUUAUGACCAAAUGCUUCCAGAACAUCAACUGAAUUGAUUCGUGAGAGCAUUUUUUUCAUUUGAUAUUCUGAUUAAUAAACAGAGCUCAAAAUGUUUAGCACCCAAGAACUACACAAAGCCAUAACUGUUUAAAGAAACUAAAAAAGGAGAAGGGAUCCCCUUUUUCCCCUCAGUGUUUAAACAGGAAUCCUGAGAGAAUCUCGGACGACUCUGUUCUGCUAUGACGUCACCGCCGGAGCCCUGCGCGCGUCAUCGAACAUAUAUUUAGCCGACUGUUGCCAGGCGAAUUGAGGAUGAAAAGUGAAAUUACCUACGUUUCCCUAGUUCACCAAAGAACAACUUACGUAAUCUAAAAUAAAUUUAAUAACAGUACAUUUAUUAAUAGGCUAAAUAUAUUUAUUUCAGAAGCAGAAUGCAUUGCCGACAAUUAGGAAGCUCACUCUGAAAUGGCGCCAUGUUAUGUAAUUCCAGUUCUUCGAUUUUCAUUAUUUUAAACUAGUGUAACAUUGCAUCUUUAUAUUAAUUACACCACCUUGACCAUCACGUAUUUGCUUUGCACCUCUAACUAAUUACACCACUAACAAUGUUGCUUCAAGUGGGUAAAAGGCAGUCUUGCCGAACCUGCAUGUGUAUUUUUCCUUUACCAGUAAAUUGCCUUUGUUUUAUGUUUUUAAUGUUGACCAAGUGUUGUCAAUAAUUGCCUGUCAAUAAUCAUCUUUUGAUGAAUCGGUGCACUUACAUGUUUUCCCUUUUUCAAAAUUGUCAUAAGGACUGUACGACUCUAAAUAAACUUUACAUCACACAUGUGAA
This is a messenger RNA of Danio aesculapii, 2759 nucleotides long. RefSeq names its product tripartite motif containing 13 (gene trim13). The transcript has 2 exons. Bases 93 to 1337 code for a protein of 414 amino acids. NCBI's taxonomy places the organism in Eukaryota, Metazoa, Chordata, Actinopteri, Cypriniformes, Danionidae. Gene Ontology annotation, molecular function: zinc ion binding. The record is from RefSeq and is a predicted model, not a curated record. Gene Ontology annotation, biological process: positive regulation of canonical NF-kappaB signal transduction; innate immune response; positive regulation of macroautophagy.